Messenger RNA from Ilyonectria robusta, 790 nucleotides. RefSeq lists its product as uncharacterized. Lineage: Eukaryota; Fungi; Ascomycota; Sordariomycetes; Hypocreales; Nectriaceae. The record is from RefSeq and is a predicted model, not a curated record. The transcript has a single exon. The coding region runs from base 171 to 656 and encodes 161 amino acids.
GAUGACAAGUCGAUUAACCGGGUUGUUACGUACCAUGCACGGCUUUGCGGGUGUUGAAGGAAAAGGUUCCUCUCAUGGGUCCGUUGACUUGCAAUGUACGGAGGUAGUAUUGCGGAGACGGGUCCCUCUAGCACACCUGCGGCUUUAUAUGUAAGGCAAGUUAUUACUACAUGGCAUGCACUGCGUACCCAGGGAGGUGCAUCGGCGUACGCACGAAAUCCAAUAGCCCGGCCUGCCAAUACUACAUGCCUUUCCCGGUGCUCUCAUUGGGGAGCUGGACAGAUGGAAGCCUUCUAGAAGAGAUCCAUCCAUUGCCCCGCCGCGGGUCCCUGAACCUGCCGACGCCGCCUGCCGUGGCCCCUGAAUUCCACUGUCAACCACCGAGGAGGAGGAGGACAACGGCAAGUGGGAAGAAGGGGGGAACAGCCGGGACGGUUUCUUUCCAAGACAAAUCAAGGCCGCCGGAUGUAGCACGCCGUACUCCGUACAUCGGGAUAGUACAGACGUUAGUCGACGGGAGGGAGGUUCGGCAAGACGGUAGGGAGCGGCGGCCACCUUGGUCAACUCGUCGGGUCUUUUUAAUUAAGCAGAGUCCCAGUUGGGCGGCCCGGACGGGAUCGCUGAUCGACGCGCAUGCUGCCGGCUGCGAGCGCUAAGGGCACGAGGCUCUGGGCUUUGGCCCUCGCUGCUAGGACGGUCCAUGUCCAUGCAGCCAGCGCCGUGGAGGAGGAGGCAGCAUGACGCCCAUGUCCCUGUCGCUGCAUUGUUGGGCCGGUGGACUGCUGUAUGU